Messenger RNA from Cicer arietinum (chickpea), 1537 nucleotides. Its product is annotated as BTB/POZ and TAZ domain-containing protein 2-like. The record is from RefSeq and is a predicted model, not a curated record. Lineage: Eukaryota; Viridiplantae; Streptophyta; Magnoliopsida; Fabales; Fabaceae. Gene Ontology annotation, molecular function: protein binding. Gene Ontology annotation, cellular component: nucleus.
AUACCUUUCUUAGAUCUUACAAUCAUCUUCCCCCUUCCCACCCAAAACCGUCCUUAAAUAUUCUUCCCUCAUACUCUAAAAAAUUAUCACAAUUCUCAUCUUCCAAUAACAAAACAUCCAAAUGAAUUCCCAAAACUAUCCAAUCCACUUCCAUACCACUCGAACCUUACCCGAAUACGAUGUCUUCAUACACACUUCCGACGGCACACGUAUUCCAGCUCACACAAGCAUCUUGGCCUCAGUUUCGCCGGUUCUCGAGAACAUUAUAGAUCAACCGCGUAAGCAUAGAAGCUCCGAAAGAAUAAUUCAAAUUCACGGCGUUCCUUCCGACGCCGUAACCGCCUUCGUCGGUUGCCUUUACUCAUCCAGGUGCACGGAGGAUGAGAUGGACAAAUACGGAAUCCACCUACUUGCACUCUCUCACGUGUACAACGUGCCGCAACUGAAACAGAGAUGCAUCAAAGGCCUUGUUCAACGGUUGACAACAGAAAACGUGGUGGAUGUACUUCAACUCGCGAGACUCUGCGACGCACCUGAUCUCCGUCUCCGUUGUAUGAAGUUACUCACCAAUCACUUCAAUGCGGUGCAAAAAACCGAAGGAUGGAAGUUCCUCACAAAACAUGACCCCUGGCUUGAACUCGAUAUCCUUCAGUUCAUGGACGAACGCGAAACGAGGAAAGAGACAUCAAGGAGGCAUAGGGAGGAGCAAGGGUUGUAUUUGGAACUGAGUGAGGCGAUGGAGUGUUUGGAGCACAUAUGUACGGAAGGUUGCACCGACGUUGGGCCUUACCAUGUGGAGGUUAACAGAGAGAGGAAACCGUGUAGCAGAUUCUCCACGUGUCAAGGUCUCCAGCUUCUGAUUCGCCACUUUGCCACGUGUAAGAAGAGGGUGAAGGGAGGGUGCUGGCGUUGUAAUCGUAUGUGGCAGCUGUUUAGGCUUCACUCUUAUGUUUGUCAACAAACCGAUUCUUGCAACGUUCCUCUUUGCAGGCAAUUUCAAUUGAAAAUGGAGCAAGAGAAAAGGAAAGAUGAUCCCAAAUGGAAACUACUUGCGAGAAAGGUUGCCUCAGCCAAAGUCAUGUUUUCCCUGUCUCUACCUAAGAGAAAGAGAGAUGAAGAAAUGAGAGUGGCCAUAGACAACCAAGGAAUAAGAUGUUUUGGUUACAAUGAAUAUUGUAACACUGUAUUGGACGAUCGAUGUGUUUCGUGUUGAGAUUGCAUUUAUCUUAAUUUGGAUAGAUUACACUAUUGUUCUUUGGAGGCAAAGGGUUUUUUGAUAGUGUGAGCUUAUUGUUAGUGGCUCUUCACUUGAGGUAUUGGCAAAUUGAGUGUUUGCUUGUCAUUGUAAAUUUUGGUCUUGUUAGGAGAUGUGAGCAAAUGGAACCUCAUUUUGCCAUUUUCGACAUAGGAUUGUAAGGAGGUUCUCAGCUAGUGUUAUAUUUGAUAGAUUAUUCAUGUAGAAAUAUCAAAUGGUCAUUCAUAUAUUAUUCAAAAAUGUUUAUGUUUACUGUUUAUAAAAAUAAUUAUUAGACUGGCA